Molecule: messenger RNA, 1444 nt
Organism: Hyaloscypha bicolor E
Lineage: Eukaryota; Fungi; Ascomycota; Leotiomycetes; Helotiales; Hyaloscyphaceae
Product: acid phosphatase/Vanadium-dependent haloperoxidase
Exons: 4
Coding region: 39-1235 (398 amino acids)
Biological process (GO): phospholipid metabolic process
Molecular function (GO): phosphatidate phosphatase activity
Source: RefSeq, a predicted model, not a curated record
GCAUCCUCCUUUCUUUUUCUGGUCAUGGUGUCACUCUCAUGAUCCUGCCAGCAUCUUAUGCCGGUUCGCACGUCUGUCUAGCACUCAUGUCUUUGAUCACAACGCCCUCAAACAGUUAUAGCCCCUCCCUUCGUCGCGGACAUGCAAUGAGAAGAGGCCGCGCCGCCUACAUCCAAGUUGUCUGGUUAGAAUACUUGUGCCUCUUUGUCGUCGCUGCCUUCACAUUAGGCCUUUACUGCACCCCUACGUAUUACAAGGACUACCGUGUGGUCCCGAUGCUACCUUCGAUUACGCCGUCUGGCAUAUCUCAACCUUUCGGGCAGUUUCAACUCCCGCUAGAGAUAAGCUAUCCAUUGGUAGGGGAGCCGCUCCCGACGCGUGGCUGCGCGGUGGUGGUUGUCCUCGUUCCACUUCUCGUCAUAGGGAUGUUUCAAAUCAAGACUUGGAGUCUUUGGGACUUCCACGCUGGGGUCGUGGGUCUAUUGAAAGCUGUGGUCUCUACCUCGUUUGUCUGUACCACCCUAAAGCAUUUCAUUGGCGGUUUCCGGCCUUUCUACAUCGAAGCGUGCAAACCAGACUGGGAUGCCAUCGUGGAAGGUAUCCAUCAAAAGAUAUACCGUUUCAAUGCAACACUAUGCCUCGGGAAUCCGAGUGAUAUAGACCGAGCUCUCCAGGCUUUUCCGAGCGGCCAUGCUUCCAGUUCAUUCGCAGCUGCAGUCUUCCUCUCCCUUUACCUCAACGCAAAGUUGAAAGUCUUUUCUGAUCAUGCAUCACAUUUCUGGGCAUUCAUGGUCGUGCUAACGCCCCUGAUAUUGGCAUCCCUCGUCUCGGGCUCAAUGCUUACAUCCCAUCAACACCAAGCCCAAGAUCUGAUCUUCGGCAUGAUAAUAGGUCUCAUUCUUGGGAUGCUAGCCUACCGCUCAGCCUACGCAGCGGUGUUCGAUUUCCGCCUCAACCAUAUUCCCCUCUUACCUUUUGCAAUCAAGACUCAAUACUCUCAAGAUGCCGAUUGCCUUCAAGAUGCACAAGCCAGAUUAAAAGGAGAGCAAGGUGCAGAAGAUGAUGAGCUGGUAUUUUGGAGUUGGUGGAAACAGGCUAGCCCGAAAAUUGAGGAGAAGGAAGAGGAGAUGCCAUGGCUGCAGAGUAUCAAGUCUGUGCGAAUGGCCGGGCAAGAACCAGUGUCGAAACCAAGGAUGCGAAAAUGCAGCCCGGAGCCAAUUGUGUUGAAAGCGUAGGAAGAUGAAGAGGGGAGAAGCAGCGUUGAUUCCAUGACCUUUGCGCAACUCCAGACUGGGCGUUGAGCGUAAUGGAAUAGAGGUUUCAAGGUGAUGAAGUAAAAACGUCGUACCACAGUGUGCGGUUGGUAUAGGUAGCAAAUUGGAGAAAUGAUCCUACUGUAUUGGGAUAAUUCUACACAAAAAUAAAAAGUACACAUAUUCAAAUU